AUGGCCAACCAGUGCGUGAUACGCCUGAUGCGGGAGCUGAGACAGUUGGAUGAAGACGACGAUAUAGGUCUUGUGGUGUCCUACAAUGAAAGCAACAUCCGCGACGUUGAAGCCCUGAUCAUCGGCCCUCCAGGCACCCCGUACGCCAUGGGGUUUUAUCAAUUCCAAAUCAAGUUUCCUCCUGGUAAGGUUGUCACAAGAGAUUUGACAGCUGAUCUCGCGCAAGGCCUGGCCAUGGACCCUGAGCUCAUCCCUCUAGACUACCCCGAGAAACCCCCCCUCGUCGCCUUGCGCACCACGAAUAGUGGUACCACUCGAUUCGGUCCAAAUCUCUACGCCUGUGGAAAAGUUUGCUUGUCAAUCCUCGGCACAUGGAUCAGCGGGCCAAACGAACAAUGGAACCCGGUGCAAGGUCUAGCGACCGUCCUCCGAUCCAUUCAAAGCCUGUUGGAUGAGAAGCCAGUGAAACUUGAGCCAGGUUUUGAGAAUCACUCACGCGUCGAAGAAAGUGAGGCUUACAAUGCCAAGAUUCACCAUGAAAACCUCCGCGUGACUGUCAUCCAGCCGCUUGAAGCCUCCUUUCGCGACACGGAAGGGCAGCCUACCCAAGAACCGAGCCGAGACCCAAACGGGGAAACCAAGCAGUACCAGCAAGCGAGCCCAUUCCUGGACAUGCUCAAACGACGGUUCCUCUGGUAUCUCGAAUCCUACAAGAUGGCCAUUGACAAAGGCUUGAAAGACCACAGAUCGCCAAAAGGUGGCCGGUUCACGCUGAUGAGCUUUGAGUAUGGCUCGAAUGCCAUGAAAGGUAGAUGGGACUAUGAGGACCUGAAGAUGCGCAUCGAGAGGCUUGAAACCCAAAUUAUGGAUGAGAUCCACAGUUGGCCACGACGCGGACUUGAAGCUGAGCGGCAAGGUGCUUGUAUUGCAGUGCGCUUGCGCGCUCAGUUUGAGAAACUCGUCCCGGAGCUCACCGAGCGCACUGAGGGUAUGGUGUGUCUCGAGCUUGUGGACAACAAUCCGUUCUUAUGGCGACUCAUUUACCAUGGGCGCCCAAUGACUCAGUACGACGGCGGGGUGUUGAAGGCCAAAAUUUACAUCAGUCCCAACCAUCCAGCUGAGCAGCCACGAGUUUUCCUCGAGACACCGUUGUACCAUGUCCGCGUCUCACCCCAAAAUGCGCUCAUCUACCUCCCUCUCGAGACAGAAAACAUAGGUCAACACAUUGAUGGCAUCAUCAGCUCUCUCGAAGAAGAACGCCCGCCUGUCAACCCGCUGAUGACUGUGAACCCGGCGGCGAGUGCACUUUGUUGGGGAAGUCCACAGGAACAGCGACAAUACCGUCGCAAUCUCCGCCGCUCCGUCGAGGCUACUCUCGAGUAG
This is a messenger RNA of Penicillium oxalicum, 1383 nucleotides long. RefSeq names its product ubiquitin-conjugating enzyme E2. Gene Ontology annotation, biological process: negative regulation of apoptotic process. Gene Ontology annotation, molecular function: ubiquitin conjugating enzyme activity; cysteine-type endopeptidase inhibitor activity. The record is from RefSeq and is a predicted model, not a curated record. The coding region runs from base 1 to 1383 and encodes 460 amino acids. The transcript is spliced from 7 exons. Gene Ontology annotation, cellular component: nucleus. Lineage: Eukaryota; Fungi; Ascomycota; Eurotiomycetes; Eurotiales; Aspergillaceae.